Molecule: messenger RNA, 2834 nt
Organism: Manis javanica (Malayan pangolin)
Lineage: Eukaryota; Metazoa; Chordata; Mammalia; Pholidota; Manidae
Gene: GPR155
Product: G protein-coupled receptor 155
Biological process (GO): intracellular signal transduction; negative regulation of BMP signaling pathway; transmembrane transport
Cellular component (GO): membrane
Source: RefSeq, a predicted model, not a curated record
AUUUCAAUUCAUGUUUUGCAGUUGAAGCUUUAUAUCAAACUACAUACCCAGAAUAUCUCCAGUACAUUUACUUGGUGGCGCCAAUAUCUCUUAUGAUGUUAAACCCUAUAGGGUUUAUCUUCUGUGAAAUUCAGAAGUGGAAAGACACCCCCAAUGCUUCUCAAAACAAAGUGAAAAUUGUGGGACUUGGACUUCUGCGUGUAUUACAGAACCCAAUAGUAUUUAUGGUCUUCAUUGGUAUAGCCUUCAAUUUUAUUCUUGAUCAAAAGGUGCCCAUGUAUAUGGAAAAUUUUCUUGAUGGACUUGCAAAUUCUUUUUCUGGAUCAGCCCUAUUUUAUCUUGGCCUGACAAUGGUAGGAAAAAUAAAGAAACUGAAGAAGUCAGCAUUUGUUGUACUAAUUCUUCUCAUCACAGCUAAACUCCUGGUGCUGCCCCUUCUGUGCAGAGAAAUGGUGGAACUCUUGGACAAGGGCGACAGUGUAGUGAACCAUACAAGCUUAUCAAAUUAUGCAUUUUUGUAUGGUGUAUUUCCUGUAGCACCGGGAGUGGCUAUCUUUGCAACACAGUUCAACAUGGAAGUAGAGAUUAUAACUUCAGGAAUGGUAAUAAGCACAUUUGUGUCCGCGCCAAUCAUGUAUGUCUCUGCCUGGUUACUGACCUUUCCCACUAUGGACCCUAAGCCAUUGGCCUAUGCCAUCCAAAAUGUUAGUUUUGAUAUAAGUAUUAUCAGCCUGGUCUCCUUGAUCUGGUCUCUAGCUAUUCUUCUUUUGAGUAAGAAAUAUAAACAGCUUCCGCAUAUGCUUACAACUAACUUACUCAUCGCUCAGUCUAUUGUCUGUGCUGGAAUGAUGAUAUGGAAUUUUGUUAAAGAAAAAAAUUUUGUUGGACAAAUUCUGGUGUUUGUUCUAUUAUAUAGUUCUCUCUAUAGCACCUACCUGUGGACAGGCCUUCUAGCAGUUUCUUUAUUUCUUUUGAAAAAGAGAGAGAGCAUACAAAUUCCUGUUGGAAUCAUCAUAAUAUCUGGCUGGGGAAUUCCUGCUCUCCUUGUGGGUGUUCUUUUGAUAACUGGAAAACAUAAUGGAGAUAGCAUUGACUCAGCAUUCUUUUAUGGAAAAGAGCAGAUUAUUAUCACAGCAGUCACCCUGUUCUGCAGCAUCGUGAUAGCUGGCAUAUCACUCAUGUGUAUGAAUCGCACCGCCCAAGCAGGACGCUACGAAGGUUUUGACCAGUCUCAGAACCACAAAGCAGCAGAACCUGGAAACGCUGCUUUUGAGGAGAGUGCAGAGCCCAUAAGUGAGCCUGAGCCUUUUACAACUCCUGUCCCAGACGCAAGUUGCUGCUCCUGCUCCAUGGGAAAUGGUGGAUUGCACUGCCCGUCCACAGAACCAGCAGCCAACACAAGCACCCUGGGGCCUGGAACUGCUUCAUUUGAGAAAAAUAAUCAUUGUGUGAGUCGCUGUAACUCCCAGAGCUGCAUGUUAGCCCAGGAAGAAGAACAGUAUCUGCAGAGUGGAGAUCAGCAACUGACUCGACAUGUGUUGCUGUGUUUACUUCUGAUUAUUGGCCUGUUUGCUAAUCUUUCCAGUUGUUUAUGGUGGCUAUUCAACCAAGAGCCUGGAAGACUGUAUGUUGAAUUACAGUUUUUCUGUGCUGUGUUUAACUUUGGCCAGGGAUUUAUUUCCUUUGGCAUCUUUGGACUGGACAAACAUUUAAUCAUCCUGCCUUUCAAAAGAAGACUUGAAUUCCUGUGGAACAAUAAAGAAAUAGCAGAAAACAGGGCUUCUCCUGUUCCUGAGGAAAUAAAAAUGACCUGUCAACAAUUUAUCCAUUAUCACCGUGACCUCUGUAUUCGAAACAUUGUCAAGGAAAGAAGGUGUGGUGCAAAGACUUCUGCUGGGACCUUCUGUGGCUGUGACCUGGUGAACUGGCUGAUUGAAGUUGGUCUUGCAGCUGACCGUGGUGAAGCUGUGAUAUACGGAGACAGACUGGUGCAAGGGGGAGUUAUCCAACAUAUUACUAACGAAUAUGAAUUUCGGGAUGAGUACUUGUUUUACAGAUUUCUUCAAAAGAGUUCUGAACAGAGUCUUCCUGUUUUUAAUGCAAACACUUCCCCACAGGAAAGAUAAAGAAAUUGAGUGUUCUUCCCCAUCCCCUAAGACCUAAAGUAUGAAGGAGAUAAGCCCAAGUGGAGUUAUAGUCUAGCCCCAGAUCUGUUACUGUGUGACCCUGGGCAAAUUACAACCUCCCUAAGCUUCAGGUGCCUCUGUAUAAUUUGAUGAGAUGUGCUCCCACCCCAAGAAUUUUACGAUUUCAUGUGUAGGAAACUGACUAAGGAAGGAGAGAAAACCAAAUCAAAAUUUAAAGUUCUGAUAAUAAAUAGUUAAUAUAAACUAAUUAUGCCAACAUUUUAAAACAUUGCUUCCUGCAACUGUUUGCUGUGAUAUGAAAAUCAACAUCCAAUUUACUAUUCUUUAAAUUGCCAAAUUUGGCAGGUGUACUGCUGACAUGAAGAGGAGCUUAAAUUAUGACAACUUUGCAUUUAUUGAUAGCACCUCCUACAAACAAAUUUAAUGAUCCUAAUAAGAGGCCUUGUUGUUCUGUUCUUCCCAUUUCCUUGACAAACAGUACUCAUUAAAACCUAGAAGCACUAUUUUUCAGGUUUAUGUUUUCUUUUCUAUCCAAAGUACUAAUCUGUGCCAUUAGGAGGGAAGUAAGAACCUCCAUAAAUAUUAUCCCCAUCAACAGAAGUAUAGUCUAAUCUUUAACUUUAAUACUAAAAAUAAUAAUUUGAGCAGAUUCACUUAAAAUUCAUCAAUAAAAUCAUUGCUAUGUGA